AUUUAAUUAUUUAAAUUUUUUUAGCAAAAUGGCGGUGGAACGUCUCUCCGACAUCGAUAACAUCCUAUCGAUCGUGGGCGAUUUUGGCCGAUCUCAAAUCAUACUUCUGCUAUUAUUUUGCUACAUAAACGUUUUGUCGGCAUUUCACUAUUUCGGCCAGACCAUCAUCAGCGUGAUACCCUCUUAUAAAUGCAACUACGAUGGUGCGUUGAAAAACGAUAGCUACCUGAUCGUCGUCGAACAAUGCAAAGCUCUCGUGUGGGAAAACGAUGAGGCCGUGGAAAAAAAUUGCGAUGCCUAUACGUACGACACCAAGAAUAUCAUGGGAUUCACCGGAAUCAUACAGGAUAUGGACUGGGUGUGUAACAAUGACUGGAAGGCACCAGUGGGUCAAUCCCUAUUCUUCAUUGGUUCCGUACUGGGUACGUUAAUUUUUGGAUAUUUUUCGGAUAAAACUGGACGCGUCGUGGUUUUAAUUUUUGCCAAUAUGUUGGUUGUAUUGGGCACUUUAGUAACUUUGGCAUCCAAUAAUCUUCUGAUUUUUUCCGCCGGAAGAUUUUUGGCAGGAGCUGCGACAGACACAAAUUUCGUGAUGAUGUAUAUUAUUGUUUUAGAAUAUAUUAGGCCAUCGUUACGAACACUAGGUUUGAACUUAUGCAUAGGUAUUUUUUAUACCCUGGCUUGCAUGUGUGUACCUUGGAUAGCAGUGGCAUUGAAGUCAUGGAAAUUAUUUUUGAUUUUCGUGGCAACCCCACACAUGUUGGUGUUAUUAUUUUACUACGUAGUGCCAGAAAGUGCGCAAUGGUUAAUGAGCAAGGGAAAAAUUGAAAAAGCCAUCGAGUGCUACAAAAGAAUAGCCAAAAGUAAUGGGAAAACUUUAAGUGACGACGUCAUAUCUUCGAUAAAAAGUUAUGGAAGUAAUAUGCCUAGAAAUCAGAAGCAGGAGAAUUUUCUCGGACUGCUAAGGACUCCAAAUUUAAGGAGGAAAACGUUAAUACUUAUUUUUAAGUCCAUGGUGAUGACAUUAUGCUAUGAUACAAUCUCAAGGAACAUAAAUGGUCUUGGUUACUCCCCCUUCAUUAUAUUUUCGAUGAGUUCCUCGACGAUUUUACCAUCGUGCCUUCUGAUAACUUCGAUACAAGACAAAAUCGGCAGGAAGGCUUUAGCAAGCGGGUUUCUAUUUAUCAGCGCCAUUUGCACAUCGGCCUCCGGUUUAGUUCAAAGUUUGACGGCGAAGCCCGGGGCCCCUUUGAUUUUGGUUCUGGCCAUACUGGCCAGAUUGUCGAUAAAUAUAACGUACAACUCCGGGGCUCAGUACGCGGUGGAACUUAUACCAACCGUCGUCAGAGGUCAGGGUGUUUCCUUCGUUCACGUAGCCGGCUACGCGGCUACGUUCUUCAGUCCGCAUAUUUUGUACAUGGCCGAGUUCUGGAAACCCGCCCCCGAGAUCAUUUUGGCCGUGCUGCUUGUUUGCGGCGCCAUUGCUUGUUUAUUCUUGCCCGAAACUUUGAACAGAACUCUGCCUGUUUCGCUGGACGAUGGAGAGAAAUUCGGGGAAGAUGAGCAGUUCUUCGAUUUUAUAUUUUGCGGGGGGUCGAUUACUGAAAGCACCAUCCAGUUAAACCCAGGGGGCCAACUAAACUCGUACAUGUAG
This is a messenger RNA of Brassicogethes aeneus, 1654 nucleotides long. The record is from the annotation of a GenBank genome assembly. NCBI's taxonomy places the organism in Eukaryota, Metazoa, Arthropoda, Insecta, Coleoptera, Nitidulidae.